AUGACAGUUAUCAUGGAAACCUUCUCCGAAAAGUUCAAAGGACAACUGAAGGCUCUCUUACAAUUGUGGUUAAAGGAAAAAGGGGAGUAUGAAGAGUUUCACAUCACCCCAACGAAUUUGUUGCUUUCUGAUGCCGAAAGAAUCUUUUCUAUUGAUUUUAAGACGAUUCUAGACUACGAUGAACAAAGCGAAAUCGUGCAUCGUUGUAAGAUAGACCUUCAUCACCUGACAAAUUACGAGUAUCAAAGACCGAAUUAUCUUGGAGGGAACGAAGAUGAACUAUUGAGGAAAUUAACCCGAAUGAUACGACAGACCACCUUCCGACAGAAAAGCGUUCACGAAAGAUUAGAGGUCUAUUAUUAUUUAGGCGAGCUCUUGUCUCUUCGAGGAUGGACGAAGAAGGACUAUGGAAUCCUUCAAGAACAAGUUGGACAACGAUUCGCUAAAGAUGUUAAGAAAACUUCUCGGAGAGUUUACGAACUCUUCGCGAUAAGAGGAGUCCAAUGUCUGACUAAAGUCGCCUACAUUUGCCCGACGUGUUUAACUAAAAUGAGUGAAGGAGACUUUUAUGACGAAUUAUUACCGGAAGCUCGACGAAUAAUGCGCGAAACCUUGUAG
Messenger RNA from Rhizophagus irregularis DAOM 181602=DAOM 197198, 618 nucleotides. The record is from RefSeq and is a predicted model, not a curated record. NCBI's taxonomy places the organism in Eukaryota, Fungi, Glomeromycota, Glomeromycetes, Glomerales, Glomeraceae.